Acanthopagrus latus (yellowfin seabream) is the source of this 1935-nucleotide messenger RNA. It is a transcript of the gene aqp3a, whose product is annotated as aquaporin 3a. The transcript has 6 exons. The record is from RefSeq and is a predicted model, not a curated record. Gene Ontology annotation, biological process: glycerol transmembrane transport; water transport. Gene Ontology annotation, molecular function: urea transmembrane transporter activity; glycerol channel activity; water channel activity. Gene Ontology annotation, cellular component: plasma membrane; basolateral plasma membrane. The coding region runs from base 63 to 971 and encodes 302 amino acids. Lineage: Eukaryota; Metazoa; Chordata; Actinopteri; Spariformes; Sparidae.
AGCCUAAUUCCACCCACAAGUGCCUGUCUUCUCGCAGUCUCAUCAGCCUCUCGCAAGAAAACAUGGGCAGACAGAAGGUGUAUUUGGACAAACUGGCCCGGUUUUUCCAGAUCCGGAACCUGCUGCUCCGCCAGGCCCUGGCAGAGUGUCUUGGGACCCUCAUCCUUGUGAUGUUUGGCUGUGGUGCUGUGGCCCAACUGGUUUUGAGCGGAGGUUCCCAUGGCAUGUUCCUCACUGUCAACUUCGCCUUCGGCUUCGCUGCCACCUUAGGCAUCCUAGUUUGUGGCCAGGUCUCAGGUGGCCAUCUGAACCCAGCAGUGACCUUUUCCCUGUGUCUGCUCGGAAGAGAGCGCUGGAGAAAGUUCCCCAUGUACUUCCUCUUUCAGACAAUUGGUGCUUUUUUCGGUGCCGCAGUCAUUUUUGGCAUGUACUACGAUGCCCUGUGGGACUUUCCCGGAUGUUUCAAUAUGACUGGGCCUACGUCCACAGCUGGUAUCUUUUCUACCUACCCAGGAAAUCAUCUCAGCAUUGUCAAUGGCUUCUUUGACCAGAUUAUUGGCACAGCAGCACUCAUUGUUUGUAUUCUGGCUAUUGUGGAUCCAUACAACAACCCCAUCCCCCAAGGUCUGGAGGCCUUCACUGUGGGAUUUGUGGUUCUGGUCAUUGGACUGUCUAUGGGCUUCAACUCUGGCUAUGCUGUCAACCCUGCCAGAGACAUCGGGCCACGUAUUUUCACCGCUAUGGCUGGCUGGGGCAGCGCAGUUUUCACGGUUAGAGAUGGCUGGUUCCUGGUGCCCAUUUUUGCCCCGUUUCUCGGUGCCAUCAUCGGUACCAUGAUCUAUCAGGUCAUGGUCGGGUUCCACAUGGAGGGAGAAGUACGUGACCAGAAGAGCGCAGCGGAGGAGAACGUCCGACUCACCAACGUCACCAGCAAGGACAACUCCAAGGAGGCCACCAAAGAAAUGCACUGAGUGUGUUACGAGGCGUUUGAUUACACACUUGAACUCAUGCAUAUUUUGUAAAAAGUGACCUAACACCAACAUUUUUCCUUCCAGCCACAUUUACAAACCAUUUUUUUUUUUUUAUAUCUGUUGGGUUAUCUCCCAAGAUAGCUGUGUGUUUGUGAAUACUGGCUGCUCUCUUUUUAUCAUGUGAUUGUAUUAUAUGGUAGAGGAAAGAUUGUGUCUAAGUGUGGAAGGGAGAAACACAACUUAAGAAACAGAAUUACAUUAAUUCUUAAUGAAAAUGAUGAAUAUUUGGAUCUUAUUGUCUAUAACACUCCAGUUUAAACAGUAUUGUAUUCUUUAUACCAAGGUAGUCUUAUGUAUUAUGACAGAUUUAUAUACAGUAGAUUUAUGUAGGAAGAUUUCCUAACCAAUUCCUGUCAGUCCAGAACCUUUCACUGUUUGUGUAAAAAUUCAGAGAAAUUGUCAGGAAAUUGGGGAAUUUAAAAUUUCAACCUUCAACCCAAAAGUUUGAGUGUCUGCUUGAGAAGAAUAUUUUACAUGGGCUACGUCAACAUCUACUCUGUUGUUUAGAGCUGACAGAUGGGGGUGGAGCUCCAUCCUUUCCCAACAUUCUUCCCUUCACCACAGGCGUCUCAAAGCAGCUAUAUUAAAGCUGUCGUCUUUUUAUAUCCGCUCUCUUUGCCCUGUAAAAGUCAAAACCAGCGCUCCUUAAACAGGCUGACCACUGUUGUGAUAUUUCACCAGCGCAUUUGAUAAUUUGCCCUUUGUAUAAAGCUUUUGUAGCCUCCAGGUGACACGCUGGAAAAUAUCAGAUGUGCCAACAAAUGACAAUAAUCUUCUAUAUAUGUACAGAACCAUGUAAGCAUAUUACACUGUCUUGAAAUUGAUGCGUGGAAUGAUGUGUUUGUAUGUAGGUUAAGGGGAAGGGAAGCUUUUGUACUGAUACAAUAAAGUUCUGUUUUUUUAU